AUGAGCAUGUUGAAGAAGAAGUCAAAGACAGAGGAUUGGGAUAGCAGGAAGGGUUCAGGCACCAAUACAUCAUCGUCAUCAUCACCAUCUGUUGCUACUACAAAGACCGAACCAUCGACUCAGGGAAUGAAUGGAAGUAGCAACAACAUAAAGACACCGAUAAAGGCAAAGAAGGAGGAGAAAAGUGAUACAAAGAAUGACAACAAGGACAGCAAGGACAUGAUACCAGGUCUAAACUUCAAGUAUGGACAGAGUGUCUAUGGUCGAAUGCCAGGUUAUCCACUAUGGCCUGCAAGAAUACACAAUCCAGCACAUUCAAUAUCAAGUGAGGUCAAGAAGGCACAGCCAAAGAAUCAAACAGUAGUCCUACUACACUUCUUCUCGAGUGAUGACUAUGCUUGGCUAUCACCUGACUGCGUGUUUGACUUCAAGAAGACGACGUUGAAGAAGAAACCAACACAGAAAUCAUGGCAACGAGCAUACAAGUCUGCUCUGAGGUAUAUCAAGAAUGGAGAGCAGGCUGACUAUGAGGAUUCAUCAUCAUCCGAUGAGGAUGAACGAUCUGACGACUCUGGAUCCGAGUACAACAGUGGCGAUGAUUACGAGCAGGUCAGCGACAUUGAAGAGGAACUGAGGUCAGUCAAGGAGAAAGAGAAGAAGGUUAAGGAAAGGGAGAGGGAGAAGGAGAGGGAGAGAGAACGUGAACGUGAACGUGAGCGCGAAAAGGAGAAAGAGAAGGAGAGGGAGAGGGACAGGGCAAAGAAGAAGGCGUCGGACAAACAACCAACAUCUAGAGCUUCAACUACCUCGACUUCCUCAACCUCCUCAUCAUCAUCGACGCCAUCAUCAAUCAAGAAGAAACCUACUGCGAGCAAACCAUCAAUGUCGACAACAACACCUUCUCCUGUGGUCAUCAAGAAGACGACGUCAUCGUCAUCAACAUCAUCAUCAAACAAUAAUAGUGGACACAGGGUCAAGACCCUGUCAGAGAGGAAGGCAUCACUGGCAGAGAAGAAGAAGAAGAGGCAAGAGGCAAAACGCAAGGCUCAAAUGCGCAAAAAGGAGAGCAGCAGUGAAAGUAGCGACAGCAGCGAUGAAGACAGCGACCGCAGCAGCAGUGGCAGCAGCUUUGGAUCGGACGACUUGCCAAGUCCAAAGCGUGGUCGGGAUCAGGAUGUCAAAAAGAGCCACCACAAGAGGCUGAAGAAGAUGAAGGACUCUUCUCCUUCCGCUGCUGCUGCUGCCGCGGAUGAUGCAAAUGUGAAGAGGAAACUCAAGUCAUCGUCUGUGUUGUCCUCAUCGACAUCAUCGACAUCUUCAUCAUCCUCGGCAGCGCCAUCACUCACAUCAUCGACAUCCUCUGCGCCCACGUCUGCCAAGACAGCCAAUAGACUGAGCAGCAGUGGAAACAAUAUCAACAUCCGAUCACCACCACUCCAGCCUUUGGCCACAUCAUCGCCACCUCCUCCCUCACUCUCAUCCAAGUCCAUGACGACGACGACCACAACCACAACGAUAAUCAAUCGGUCGACAGCAACCGCACCGACAUCCAGCUCAUUCACAAUCGAAGAAACAACGCCAUACUACAAGGAGCCACCCAGAAACAUCAUCAUAUCCAAGAACACACAGACUACACACUCGCCAUGGUCCGUCGACCCGAUCGACAAGUCGGCGUCCACUUCCGCACCUGUCGUGCCUCCCUCACAGGCACCACUACCAUCGCCAAUCACUCAGCAGCAGUUACCACCUCAUCAUCAUCAUCUCAAUGAGUACUCGAGCUUCGAAGCACCGUACAAGCCAAGUGCAUACUCGGCUGCGAGCACACAGAUGUUGGACGACCACUAUCGCGCCUAUGGCGGUGCUGCUGGUUCUGUUGGCAAGCCAGGCGUCGACGACUAUCUGAAACUAUCCAAUGGAUCACUGCCACCUUAUCCAAUCAAGCCUGGCGAUCCACUGUACGCACAUCCUCCACUGGCGCACCAUCUCAGCGAGGGAAGGGUGUCGCCUCUGCACGCCAAACAGGACUUCCUCGAAGAGGAGAGGAGGUAUCGCGCAUCAUUUGGAAGGGAGCGCGACUAUGGACAUCCCCCCAUCCCGCCCCCUGGCGCCCCGCUACGCGGUCCUCGUGACCCGCGUGACGGCUACCCCCCACCUUUGCCAAUGCCAGGCGGUGGAGGUGAAUACAUCGACAGAGUCAGGGACCCGUACGUAGAAGGAUACAAACGACCUGGACCAUACUAUGACAACCUGUCUCCUCGAGGAGACCCGUACGGCCGCCCGCCACCCCCACCUCCGUAUGGCGUUGCGCCUCCUCCUCUUCCUGGCUGGGAGCGCGACGAAUGGGACUUGGAACGCAGACAAUGGGAAAGAGAAAGAGAAAGAGAGUACGACAGACGAGACAGGGAGUGGCGACGCGAAUGGGAGAUGGAGCCGGGUCGCGAGAGGGGAGGACGAGGCAUGCCAGACUACCCUCCCAGAGAGCGAUAUAGAGGCGGUGGAGGAGAGAGAGGCCGACCGCCUCCACCAGCCUAUGCCACCACCCAAGGCGUACCUCCACAUAUCAAUCCAGUGGCAACAGGUGAUAUUACAUACUCAUUGACCGACAAGCCAGUGAAGGAGAGCAAAUGGGAUAAAGGUGGCAGCAGCAGCAGCAAUGUACAGGUGCCAACAACAACAAACAGCAACAACAAUAGCAGUGGUGGUGCUGGUGAUAGAUAG
Molecule: messenger RNA, 2718 nt
Organism: Acytostelium subglobosum LB1
Lineage: Eukaryota; Evosea; Eumycetozoa; Acytosteliales; Acytosteliaceae
Exons: 4
Coding region: 1-2718 (905 amino acids)
Molecular function (GO): oxidoreductase activity, acting on the CH-OH group of donors, NAD or NADP as acceptor
Source: RefSeq, a predicted model, not a curated record